AAGAGAAAAUCUCGGAAGUCCAGAAACUUGAAAAAUGCUACCAUCAGUGUUAGUCAUGACAGACAUACUUUAUCCAUGAAAGAGAAUGCUGAAACCAAUGGGCAUAAUCAAAUUCAGGUCAAUGGAAGUUAUUCAUUUAUACCUGAUGGUGAUAGUGAUGGGCGUUGGGUUGGAAGACUUUUUGUUACAAAUAUUGAAAUCGGUCACGGGAGCAAUGGUACAGUCGUCUUUGAAGGAUUUUAUGGUGGUCGUCCAGUUGCUGUAAAACGGCUUCUUCGUGCACAUUAUGAUGUUGCCUUUAAAGAGAUUCAGAAUCUUAUUGCAUCUGAUCGGCACCCAAAUAUUGUUCGGUGGUAUGGAGUAGAACAAGAGUUGGAUUUUGUGUAUAUCUCACAGGAGCGUUGUAUUUGCAGCCUAAGUGACUUAAUAUGCAUAUGCUCAGAUUCUUCUUCACAUUCAGUAUCUGUGGAAAAUCAAACAUCAAACUCUGUGGUUGAAGAUAAAGUUCAAUUAAGCUUGGUGAAAGGUAUCAGAAAGGAUGUUAACUUGUGGAGAUCAAAUGGGCUUCCUUCAAGCCAACUCUUAAAGAUAAUGAGAGAUGUAGUUUCUGGCCUUGCACAUCUACAUGAAGUUGGAAUCAUACACCGGGAUCUAAAGCCUCAAAAUGUGCUAAUAAGCAAUGACAGACAUCUUAAUGCCAAGCUUUCUGAUAUGGGUAUAAGCAAAUGCCUACUUGAAGACAUGUCUUCAUUGAGCCGUAAUGCUACUGGAUAUGGUACCUCUGGUUGGCAAGCACCUGAACAACUUCUUCAUGGGCGUCAAACACGAUCUAUGGAUUUGUUCAGUUUGGGUUGCAUACUAUUCUUUUGUAUUACCAAAGGAAAACAUCCAUUUGGCAAUCAUUUUGAAAGGGAUGCAAACAUUAUUCACAAUCGCAUGGACCUCUUCUUGGUGGAUCAUAUACCAGAAGCUGAACAUUUACUUUGUCAACUGUUACAGCCUGACCCAAAGAUGAGGCUGAAUGCGGUAGAAGUAUUGUGUCACUCUCUUUUUUGGAGUUCUGAGACACGACUUUCAUUUUUACAAGAUGUAAGCGAUCGUGUUGAAUUAGAAGACAGAGAAAAUGAAUCGGAGCUGCUAAAAUCGUUAGAAAAUAGUGCGCCAAAUGCAUUUGGUGGGAAAUGGGAUGAUAAGUUAGAUGUUGCAUUCAUUACAGACAUGGGUCAUUACAGAAAAUAUCAUUUUGAUUCCAUACGUGACCUUCUACGAGUAAUAAGAAAUAAGUUGAAUCAUUACUGGGAACUUCCAAAAGAACUCCAGGAAACUCUUGGACCUGUUCCUCAAGGAUUUGAUAUGUACUUUGCAAGUCGAUUCCCAAAGCUCCUAAUUGAAGUCUACAAAGUGGUUUACCGAUUCUGUAAGGAAGAGGAUUACCUUAGCAAGUAUUUCCAAUGCAGCAGCCUUCUGUAGAUUCAGAUCUUCUGUUCCAAAGACUUGA
This is a messenger RNA of Musa acuminata subsp. malaccensis (wild Malaysian banana), 1498 nucleotides long. The record is from RefSeq and is a predicted model, not a curated record. Lineage: Eukaryota; Viridiplantae; Streptophyta; Magnoliopsida; Zingiberales; Musaceae.